This is a messenger RNA of Pelobates fuscus (common spadefoot toad), 2190 nucleotides long. It is a transcript of the gene SCAMP2, whose product is annotated as secretory carrier membrane protein 2. NCBI's taxonomy places the organism in Eukaryota, Metazoa, Chordata, Amphibia, Anura, Pelobatidae. The record is from RefSeq and is a predicted model, not a curated record. Gene Ontology annotation, cellular component: trans-Golgi network membrane; recycling endosome membrane. Gene Ontology annotation, biological process: protein transport. The transcript has 9 exons. The coding region runs from base 149 to 1144 and encodes 331 amino acids.
GAAUAACACGCCCCGCCCUCCUGGCCACGCUGUAACCCCGCCCAGGAUCGUCUGCCCCGUCACAUCCCGGAAGAUUCCCAGCCGAAGAGGAGUCCCCGGCGGGAGGCUCCACACAGACACACAGCGCGAGCUCAGCCCUUCACCGGCCAUGGCCAGCUACGACACCAACCCGUUCGCGGACCCCGUGGACGUCAACCCGUUCCAGGACCCCUCUGUAACACAGAUAACCACAACCAGCCAUGGGAAUCUGGAAGAAUUUAACCCAUUUACAGAAAAAUCAAGCCUGACCAAUCCAAACCAGAAAACUGUCCCGGUACAGCCAGUGGCACCAUCCCAGCCUGCUGUUCUCCAGCCGUCAGUAGAACAGACUCCGCAGUCUGUGGCGAUAGCAGCACAAGCUGGGCUUCUCCAGCAGCAAGAAGAACUGGACAGGAAGGCUGCCGAAUUGGACCGGAAGGAGCAGGAAAUGAGAAAUGUUAACAUAAACUUGAGACAAAAUAACUGGCCUCCCCUUCCAUCAUUUUGCCCCAUCAAGCCCUGCUUCUACCAGGACUUUGCUGCAGAUAUCCCUGCAGAUUACCAGCGUGUAUGCAAAAUGCUCUACUACUUAUGGAUGUUACAUUCAUUCACUCUUCUCCUAAAUCUGCUGGCCUGCUUGGCGUACUUCAUUGCGAAUUCAAGUGGAGGAGUGGAUUUCGGGUUGUCUAUCCUGUGGUUUUUCCUAUUUACACCCUGCGCCUUCGUUUGUUGGUAUCGGCCAAUCUAUAAAGCCUUCAGGACUGAUAGCUCUUUCAACUUCUUUGCAUUCUUCAUCAUCUUCUUCUGCCAGAUUGCGAUUUACAUCAUUCAGUCUGUUGGAAUCCCUGGCUGGGGAGACAGUGGAUGGAUAAUGGCUCUAACAAUGGUUAAAGAGCACCUCGCUGUCGCUGUGAUAAUGAUGGUGGUGGCUUCAUUCUUCACAUUUAUAAGCGUGUUCUCCCUUAUUAUGCUUAAAAAGGUUCACUCGCUGUAUCGUAGAACGGGCGCCAGUUUUCAGAGAGCGCAGGAGGAGUUUUCACAAGGAGUUUUAACUAACCGCAACGUACAGAAUGCAGCCGCUGGUGCCGCUACUGCUGCAGCUAGAGGAGCCUUCCAAGGAAACUGAACCUGAGCGUUCCUAUUGUUUUACCACCAACCUCCAUCUCUCCCCGCCCUUCCCAUAUUCCAUUCUUCAGAUCUUACUGGAGAGGAGGCUGGCUCUCCUGCCUGGAACAAUCCAUGCCUCCCUCAUGCAGAUCCCAGCACUCCACCACAUGCCCUUUCCGUCAAGAAGGAAAAAAAGACAUGCUAGAAUUCUUUAUAAAUAUAUAUGUACAUAUAAAUAUUCAACCGCAAUGAACUAAUUUACGUGCUGCUUUUCUUGACUUGUUAUGUGGGGCUGAAUGGCACCUUUCUUAUGUAUGUUUUCACCCAACUUUAGAUUGUCUAUAUGGGGUCGUGGCAACAAAAUGAGAACAGAUUGAGCGAUUUUUCACAUUAAAAAUCUAUUUAAACUGCUAUAUUUUCAGAUAUGUGAAAUGGAUUAAUGCAUCUGUGUUGUCUGUGCAGUAAUGUACUAUACUGCAUUUGCCUGAUACUGUAAAACAACUAUAUUUGGAUCAAUACCGAACGUGUAAUAUAUGUAGAUUCUCUAAUCCCCUCUUGCAAAACUUGCCAUGUCUAUUUAGUGUCUACUAGAUCUGUGAGCUGCAGAAGCCAUUUUUAAAUACCACUUGUAUCUUUAUCAAUGUAGAAAUAUAAUUUUUCAAAUUUGUUUUAAACAGAGCUCACUCAAUGUGGAAUUAUUAUUUUAUUUUUGUAUAUAUGAAGCCACUAUUUUUGAAGAUUGAGAUGCGCAGAUCAGUUUAAACACAUUAAAUGGAGGAUUCCAAUUGCAGCAGUGUGAAGUUUUAGAAAUAAAAUACUGCUGCCAUUUAAAACAUUUCGGUAUUUGAAGCAGGAAAUCUUCGAGAGGUUGGUUUACUGCAGUCAGCAUCCUACUUGUUUACUUGGGAUAUUAGGAAGCCAUGAACUAAAGAUGUCGUCUGGUGGAAGGGGAGGGGGGAUUUACAAAUUAAUGCUGUGAUCUGGCAUAACUGCACCAGCUUUGUAUGAUUUCAGUGCCCUGUGCGGACUAUGAGUGAAAAUCUGAAUAAAUAUUUUCUACAAUAA